AUGAACGAAGUAUACUCUCAAGCAAAAAGACGACGCCAAGGGCUUAUUGGAAACGGACGCGGGAGAAAUGAAAACGAGGACGAUGAUAUAUACGGUAGCCAGUUCUCUGUACCGUCAUCACAGGCUCCCAGCCAGCGGCGGUAUCUAUCUCAACGCAGCAACUUGCAGCAAUCGCAGGUGGUCAAAUCGGGUCGGCGACCACCGACAAACUACUACGAAAGUGUGCUCUUCAUGGCCGGGCUGAGCUUAGACCAACCAGGUGGCGUAGUGGUGCUCAAAAGCGAACCAAUCGUGUUCAUGCACAGGCUGAAGAAUGUCCUUCGCACGAACGCGGACUAUCCGUCGAACGUGGACCGGUUUGUUUCAGGCAUCGAGGCGACAAUGAAGGAUCGCACCAGCUUCAUGAAGCUGCUAGAGUGCUGCCAGGUUAUCCCGUCGGCGGAAAUCGAUCUCCCCGAACCGGUACGCAAACCCGUUCAAGAGAGCCUGAUGAAGAUGUUUCUGCUUGUAGAUUUCCUGCAGCUAAAGUUGAUAGAAUUGCUGUUUUCUUAUUUGAUGCGGGAGCUUAGUGCGGCAUCCAUCAUGGAAGAAGGCGGCGGGGCCGAGGAUUCUAUUGUAGGUUUCGUACUGUCACAGCUGAAAUUCAUCGAUCAUGUUCAAAACGGCGAGCUGGUAUUCGAGAAGGUGUUCGAAUUGUUGGGCAAAGCAAACCGCAACUCGGUCGUAUUCGAUGAGAUCAUCUUCAGUCUGGAGGACGUGAUUGAUGUAUCAAAGCACGACGACGCGCUCGCUCGAUUGAUGAAGCUAAGACCACUCCCGAAAGAUCUCCUCACGCCCACCACGAUCGAGGUGUGCACUGGUAUGUGCCUGAGUGUGCAGACUCUCGAAGCAAUUCGCCGGAAAGUGGUCCAAUACGUGGCCGACGGUUGUCCGCUCCGAUACUACCCGUCGCUCGUGAAAAUGCUGCUCAAAUUCAACCGCACUGAACCGCCAGAAAACAUCGCCAGUAUCGUGCGAGAAGUUCGCCAUUUGUUCGACACAACCGCGAAUCCAAACGCUUGGGACAUUCCCACGUCGGCAGAUUGCGUGGAGCAAAUGCUGCGUACGAUCUACCAGGCGAUCUCCGCUUCCGCGAUGCUUUUCGACGCUUGGAUAACAGCCAUUCGCCAGCUACCAACGGCUGAAGAUCAUCUACCGAUAGACCUACUGUUGCUGACAGUAGCCACUACGAUUAACGAAGUGAAAGCACCUCGCAUACGCAAAAUGACGAUCAAGAAGAUUGAGCAGCAAUUCUUUACGGACGCACACACAGACCAGCUGGUGAGUGGAUGCUUCCGGCGGGUGCUUCAGACACAUCUCGACGGGUUUCUGCAGCUGAUCGAAAGCUGCACACGCGAAAAGCACGAACACGUGUGCGAGUUCGGAGUGGCCGCUAUGAGUGCACUAUUCACGCUUGAUCAAGCAAUUGCAGCUUCCGACAAUCGAGUGGUGUUGAGCAAAAUUGUUGGCUUCAUUUGCGAGAUGGCGUCAGCGAACGUGGCCAGUCGGAAUGAUUUCCUCAUCGGGCGAUGUAUCGGAGCUUUGCGUAAACUGCACGAAUCGCACCCGAAAGAAAUCGAACGGAGUGCGGAACUGCUGCUCAGGAUCCUUGAUAUCGCACCCGAUUUGUCUCUGCGUCAGUACCGUCCACUGAUCGGGGUGAUUUAUGCGGCCGCGAUUCCUCCGCACGCCAACGACGACGCUGAGUUGAUUGCCAUUCGGGACAACCUGGAGAUCAUCGUCAAGAAGCAGCUGAUGUGCGACAACAGAGACACAAAACUGAAGGGCAUCAUUGGGCUGGUGCAGAUGGUCUAUCACAUGUCGCUAGGAUCAAAUACUGACGAAACGCCGGAACUUAGCUCGAGUUUUGACUCUGAACGUACGAUCGGCACCAUUUCCGAGAUCCCGAGCGCUACAAGCCGCACGUUGGCUAACCUCAUCAGCACUCUGUUCCUGUCCACUAACCAGUCGCCGGAUUUGCUGGCGAUCUGUUACGACGAGCUGGCAAGCAUGUUGUGCCAACCUCGGCCAAAAUCGGCUCCCGGGUGGGAGAAAAUCUUCAUCAUUUGGUUGUGCGAUACGGUCACGAUGGAUUUCCAGGGCACGUUUCUGGUGGAAGACGGCACACCGCUACCUUCGCGAGAUGCCACCGGUCCGGCUGGUAUCACACUCGCUCUCCAGCUGUGCAUAAACGAUGCCGAUGAACAGACGACCAGCUCGGAUGCGGCAACAAUCGCGGUGAAUGUCGGUGGCGGGGUGCUAAUGCACGCCGGGAGUCGACAUUCGCAAAUCGGUUAUAUUGCCCCGAUCUUCCGGUUGAUGCGCAUGCUACACUCCAUCCGGUACGGAGGUUCGCUUGAGACGAUUAAUGCACUGCUUGGGUGUAGUGUCGUCGUGCCGGAGUUUUACGGUUCCACGGAGGAGGAAGAACGCCGAUUUUCCGUCGACGUGUACGAUGAAACCGCUUGCACUUUGCUGCUGGACGUUUACUUCUGUGUUGGGAAUUGGUUCCGCGAGUGCAUCGGUGCGUUUGUCGGACAGGAAGACGAACCAAGCCGACGAAAGGUUCUACUGCGACUUCAUGAGCUUGUUAAGCUUGAGCAUCGGCUCAGUCGUAUGUUGGAGCGCAUGGUUUCGGACAGCGAGUAUGUUCCGGCGCCAGUCGCUGAUUUUAUGGACCCACCAAACAUCACCGCCAAGAAGCUUAGGUUGACCGAAUCGAACCGACCAGGUCGUCCGAAGGCAGGAGCCCACGACAAGACGGUCAAUUUGGACGCUCCGCUUAGCACACAAACGGUUGCCGCAACCAUCCCAGCGACGGUUGGGCAGUUUAACGAGCAGAGUCUACUCUUGCGUUGUGCUUUUGCCCUUCGUCGGAUGGACCCGGACUUGGUGCGGUUAUUCGCGGUACCCAUGGUGCCCUCGCGGGUACUCGAAUCACCGGAGCUAUACGAUAAAUCUCUCGCGCUUCCCGAGUACCGGUUCCUGUUGGAAAACGUAACCAUCGCACUGGAACAACCCGAACCGGAAGGACGCUUCCACCGGCAUAUGGUGGACCGCUGGCCGGAGUUUGUUGAGCGGAUAGCCGAGUUGCAGCGGCGCUUGCAGGACGGCAUCAAUCGGAUGCAACCUGCCUCGAUUCAAGAGCUUUUGCCACUUAAAUCCUGCUACCUGUGGAGCGUUAGGCUCGCAACCGCUCUCCUGUCGUGGAAGCGAUUCCGCGAACAACGUGGGCGGCCGGAUCUCAUCCGGGUGCAGCAGCUAUUGGUAGCAAAACUCACCGAAGGCGCAUCGACGGACGAACAUGACCUGCACGUAACUGAGCUGGGAAAGGUCCUUCUGAAGCAGCUGAUCGUGCGUGAAUCGUGCUUCGGUGAUCUGUCGAUUGCCGCGCAAUUUUAUCGGCUUGCUCGUGCGAUUGGGGAAUCCGUUGGAGAUCGUCGGACGGCCAACCAAGCCAUUGCUCGGUUCACACGAAGCGUUCUCACCGCUCCGGACAUGAAAUCGGUGGACAACAAAUCAAACCACCAUUUCACGACGCUCUUGGACGGGCUAAUCGAUACGGUCGGUUUGAAAGCGCUCAAGCAGCUCAUCGUGGAGAUGCGACAGGAUAUGAGCAUCGAGGAAAAUGCACCGAAAAAAGCGGCCAAAUCGAAACCCACGCAAGCAGCCUCUUCAAGCUGCAACGUUCGCACUUUCGCGUGCUUCAAGCGGGCUCACUACGCGCUGCUCUUCAAAGGACUCUGCAGGGCGUUUUUGCGCGUGCUGCAGGAAGAGAUUCGCGUCCGAGCCGGUGCCGGUGGGGGACCCAACCGGCGGCUAGAGCUUUGGGAGACAGCAUGCGAGGUAACCGGCAAGCUGACAGAAAUCGUCCGCCAAACGCAGCAUUCAGGAAGCUUUGGGAUUUACCUACGCUUCGCACAAAUUUUCAUAAAGCUUUUCCUCCGGAACGGCUUGCCAGCGCUCGAGUCGAUCCUGCGCAGUUCCGCCGAGCGAGCGUCGAACCUUCUGCUUACGUUGCAAACCACCACCCGGUACCUGCACAACGUUUGCUGCCAGGCGAAGGUGUCGAAAGGAAUCGGCACGUCGGCUGGCGCCGUUGCACAAGUGCCGUUUGUGCGUGAAUCCGUCGAAACGCUCGUGUACCGUGUGAAAGCCGCCCUCGUGGCGAACCGGUGCUCGGCCGUCUUCUGGAUGGGUAACUUGAAGAACAAGGACAUGCAGGGUGAACUGAUCGCGUCCCAGCAGCCACAACCCGACUCGGAUGACGAUGAGGAGCUGUCGGAGAACAACGCUAACGGGAUAUUGCUGGAGCGAUCUGACAUCGCGGACGAACUAAGUGAUGAUGGCAACGAAAGAGAGGUUGCAGUCGCCGCUGUGGCCGUCGCUGAAGCAAAGUCCUCCCAGAGCAAGUGCUUCUGA
Messenger RNA from Anopheles nili, 4461 nucleotides. RefSeq names its product Fanconi anemia group D2 protein (gene Fancd2). Lineage: Eukaryota; Metazoa; Arthropoda; Insecta; Diptera; Culicidae. Bases 1 to 4461 code for a protein of 1486 amino acids. Gene Ontology annotation, cellular component: nucleus; condensed chromosome. The transcript has 3 exons. Gene Ontology annotation, biological process: interstrand cross-link repair; mitotic intra-S DNA damage checkpoint signaling; double-strand break repair involved in meiotic recombination. The record is from RefSeq and is a predicted model, not a curated record. Gene Ontology annotation, molecular function: DNA polymerase binding.